AUGGCAAGAUGGCAGAAUUACACACUGCAGUUGACUGGCGCACGUGUUGUCAGCACCAUCAUCACUGAUCUGUGCAUCUUCGAGGUGGACGGGGCGAAGGGUGGAUUGACGCUCGUUGAGCUUGCACCUGGUGUCGAGGUCGGCGUGGUCAAGUGGAAGAUUGGAGCGAAGUUCAAAAUUGCCGGCGACUGA
Molecule: messenger RNA, 192 nt
Organism: Anthostomella pinea
Lineage: Eukaryota; Fungi; Ascomycota; Sordariomycetes; Xylariales; Xylariaceae
Source: the annotation of a GenBank genome assembly